AUGAGUUGCAGACAGAUGGCCUCAUCUUUCUGGAGUCGCAGCAGCAGCAGCAGCAGCUGCGGCGGUGGCGGAGGAGGCAGAGGGGGCAGCGGGGGCAGCAUGCGAUCUUCUUUCAGUCGCUCCUCCAGGGCUGGUGGAGGAGGGGGCCGCUUUAGCUCUUCCAGUGGCUUUGGCGGGGGUGGCCUUUCGGCCUGUGGCAGUGGAGGUGGUGGCAGCUAUGGUGGAGGAUCCAGAGGGGGCUUUAGUGCAGGGAGUUCUGGCGGUAUGUUUGGGGGAGGAGGUUCUAAGGGCUUCGGUGGUGGCUCUGGAGGUGGCUCUGGAGGUGGCUUUGGUGGUGGCUCUGGAGGUGGCUUUGGUGGUGGCUCUGGAGGUGGCUUUGGUGGUGGCUCUGGAGGUGGUGGCUUCGGUGGUGGCUCUGGAGGUGGCGAAGGUGGUAUUCUGAAUACCAAUGAGAAGGUCGUCAUGCAGAAUCUCAAUUCCCGUCUGGCCUCCUACAUGGAUAAAGUACAGGAAUUGGAGCAGGACAACACCUCCCUGGAGAAACAGAUCCAGGAAUGGUAUUCAAAGAAGGGGUCCAGAAUCUUCCAGAAGGAUUACUCUCAUUUCUACAACACUAUUGAAGAUCUGAAGGACAGGAUUGUAGACCUCACAAUGAGGAACAACAAAACACUCCUGGACAUGGACAACACUCGCAUGACUAUGGAUGACUUCAGAAUUAAGUUUGAGAUGGAGCAGACCUUGCGGCAAGGGGUGGAGGCUGAUAUCAACGGCCUGCAGAAGGUGUUGGAAGGUCUGAAGAUGGAGAAAUCUGAUCUGGAGAUACAGCUUGAUACUCUGGAGGAUGAGCUGAAUGCUGUUAAGAAGAAUCACCAGGAGGAAAUGAGGCUGCUGACGGGUAAGAAUGAUGGAGAUGUUAGUGUGGAGAUAAAUGUUGCCCCCGGCACAGAUCUCACCCAGGUCCUCAAUAACAUGCGUGAGGAGUACGAGCAUCUCAUUUCUAAGAACCGGCAGGACAUUGAGCAACACUAUGAGUCCAAGAUGACCCAGAUUGAACAAGAGGUGACCAACAGUGGCCAAGAGAUGGAGAGCAACAUGAAGGAGGUGUCUCAGCUCCGGCACAGCAUCCAGGAGUCGGAAAUUGAGCUGCAGACUCAGCUUAGCACGAAAUCGGCCUUAGAGAAGGCUUUGGAAGACACAAGGAACCGCUACUGUGGCCAGCUGCAACAGAUUCAGGAACAGAUCAGUCAGGUGGAGGCUCAGCUUGCUGAGGUCCGGGAAGAAACCGAGUGUCAGAACCAGGAAUAUGGCAUUCUGCUGAGCAUCAAGACACGGCUGGAAAAAGAAAUUCAGACUUACCGAAGCCUCCUUGAAGGCGGCCAACAAGACUUUGAAUCUUCUGGAGCUGGACAAAUUGGCUUUGGAAGUGGCAAAGGAAGACGAAGAGGAAGUGGAGGCAGCUAUGGAGGAGGAAGUGGAGGAGGAAGUGGAGGCAGCUAUGGAGGAGGAAGUGGAGGAGGAAGUGGAGGCAGCUAUGGAGGAGGAAGUGGAGGAGGAAGUGGAGGCAGCUAUGGAGGAGGAAGUGGAGGAGGAAGUGGAGGCAGCUAUGGAGGAGGAAGUGGAGGAGGAAGUGGAGGCAGCUAUGGAGGAGGAAGUGGAGGCAGCUAUGGAGGAGGAAGUGGGGGCAGCCGUGGUGGAGGAAGUGGAGGAAGCCAUGGAGGAGGAAGUGGAGGCAACCAUGGAGGAGGAAGUGGGGGCAGCCAGGGUGGAAAAAGUGGAGGCAGCCAUGGUGGAGGAAGUGGAGGUAGCUACGGAGGAGGAAGCAGUUCUGGGGGAGGUAGUGGAGGAAGCUAUGGUGGAGGAAGCAGUUCUGGGGGAGGAAGUGGAGGAAGUUAUGGUGGAGGAAGCAGUUCUGGGGGAGGAAGUGGAGGAAGUUAUGGUGGAGGAACCUACCAUAUGCGAUACUAG
This is a messenger RNA of Peromyscus eremicus (cactus mouse), 1965 nucleotides long. RefSeq names its product keratin 9 (gene Krt9). The record is from RefSeq and is a predicted model, not a curated record. Gene Ontology annotation, molecular function: structural molecule activity. NCBI's taxonomy places the organism in Eukaryota, Metazoa, Chordata, Mammalia, Rodentia, Cricetidae. The transcript is spliced from 8 exons. The coding region runs from base 1 to 1965 and encodes 654 amino acids. Gene Ontology annotation, cellular component: keratin filament.